CCCAUUGAUUAUAUAGGUUCUUAUGGAGAUCCUAAAUCUCCAAAUUCUUUGCUUUACAAUAAUCCACAUUAAAUGGAUUAAUAUCAAUCUGCACUUUAUUAAGUAUCAGAAAUAAUAUUAAAUUAGGAUUUUGAAAAGAAACAUGGAUUUAGAGGAGUUCCUCAUUUUUUAAACUAAAUUAAGUAGGAAGCAAAUCAAUAGUAUUAAUUUUAAAUUAAAUUGAAAGUUUUCUUUGGACAAUUAAUUUCUUAUAACCAGAAGUCUUGGAUUAAAAGGAUUUAUGAAUUAAUAUAGUGAUGCUUUUUUUCUAAUAUGUUACUUUAUCAGGAC
Paramecium sonneborni is the source of this 330-nucleotide messenger RNA. Lineage: Eukaryota; Ciliophora; Oligohymenophorea; Peniculida; Parameciidae. The record is from the annotation of a GenBank genome assembly.